GGAGGCUGCGUGGGGAGAGAGCGUUCUGGAAGGGGAACACCCCCGGGCAGGGAGGAUAAAACCCGCAGCUCCGGCUGCUGCCCAGCAUCGCCACAGCCCCUGCAGGGAGCAGAGCCACAGCACACACCGGGAGCACGCACCGGGAGCACACAGAGAUGUUCUGCCGCUGGCACUUCAUGCCUCCCACCUCCAGCACCCUGUUCCCGUGGCUGGGACCCGUCCGCACCCUCUGGCCGCAUCCAGGCACCCUCUUCGCGGAGCUGGAGCGAGAGCUGCGGCUGGAGAUGGAGAGGGCUCGGGAGUUCAUGAGCAGCUUCGAGCAGUACCUGACCAGCAGCAGCAGCAGCCGGAUCGGCAUCACCGCUGAGCGAGCCCCCAGCGCCAACGCAGCCCUGACCCAGGGCUCCGGGGAAGGCUUCUCCGUCUGCCAGGACGUGAAGGACUUCAGCCCCGAGCAGCUGUCGGUGAAGGUGGUGGGCAGGAAGGUGGUGCUGGUGGGGCAGAAGGAGACGCAGAGCACGGACGAGAAGGGCUCCUUCUCCUACAAGUACGAGGUGCUGAAGCGCGAGUGGGACGUGCCCGAGGAGGUGGACGUCGAGGCGCUGACGUGCUCCCUGUCCAAGGAGGGGCAGCUCCGCAUCGAGGCCCCCCGGCUGGCACUGCCGGCUGCCCCGGAGAGGAACGUGCCCAUCCAGAUGGGGCCGGCGGUGGCGCAGUCAACAGCCAACACCGACGACGGAGACGAGCGGGCCAAGGCAUGAAGGGGGAAGGAUGGGGCCGGGCUGAGCCCGGAGCCGGGGCAGCCGCAGGGCCGGGGGGCUCUGCCCAAACCUUGUGGCUUUUUUGAUAUUUAAUAAAUAUUCAUCACUUUUA
This is a messenger RNA of Melopsittacus undulatus (budgerigar), 873 nucleotides long. Its product is annotated as heat shock protein 30C-like. NCBI's taxonomy places the organism in Eukaryota, Metazoa, Chordata, Aves, Psittaciformes, Psittaculidae. Bases 156 to 761 code for a protein of 201 amino acids. The transcript has a single exon. Gene Ontology annotation, cellular component: cytoplasm; nucleus. Gene Ontology annotation, biological process: response to heat; protein refolding. The record is from RefSeq and is a predicted model, not a curated record.